Molecule: messenger RNA, 492 nt
Organism: Penaeus indicus
Lineage: Eukaryota; Metazoa; Arthropoda; Malacostraca; Decapoda; Penaeidae
Product: ctenidin-3-like
Exons: 4
Coding region: 1-492 (163 amino acids)
Source: RefSeq, a predicted model, not a curated record
AUGAUUCUCACAAAUAAACAAGAAUGCAACCAAGCUGGCGAUUUCACAGUCUUGCCUGACUUCAUACAGGAAAGUUUUCCACAAUGGCAAAGAUACAGGCCAAAUGUAUCCAGCUAUACUGUUUCUAUAGCUGUUUUCCACAGAAGCUCAUCGUAUCUGUUCAUGUUUCAGAAAUAUACUCUCGCACUUCUGUUGGUGGCAGCCAUGGCGGCCUGUGUCUUGGCGGGAGGCUCUGGAGGCGGUUAUGGUGGCGGCUAUGGAGGCUAUGGUGGUGGUUAUGGCGGCGGUAGAGGAGGCGGCUAUGGUGGCGGUUAUGGCGGCGGUUAUGGCGGCGGUCGCGGAGGUUAUGGUGGGGGCUACGGAGGCGGCUAUGGCGGAGGCUACGGAGGCGGUCGCGGAGGCUAUGGUGGUGGUUAUGGCGGCGGUCGCGGAGGCGGCUAUGGCGGCGGUCGUGGAGGAGGCUAUGGCGGCGGCUACGGAUACGGGAAAUAA